UUUGUAAAACAGGUAAGGGGUAGGAUAUAAAAGCAGAUUUCACCUUACGAAGAGCAAUAUUCCUAUUGGGAGGCAGGAAACAGCGAGAUCAAUAGAGGAGUUUAUGUAUAGAAAAAGCAUGAUGCAAGACCAAGAGAAGAUGUCACAAGAGGAUUUCUUUACCCGCUUAGGAAACAUUCCUGUCGUGGGAACUACCUGGACGCAGGCCUGGGGUCUGUACCAGAAAACUAAGGAGAGCAACACCAUUAUCCGCUCCACACUCAAUAUGGCUGAGUCUGGCAUCAAAACUGUCACAGAAACCACUAAACCCAUGGUGGAGAAAUACCAGCCUCAGAUUGAGAUUGUAAACAAAUAUGCCUGCCAGCAGCUUGAUAAUCUGGAGAAUAAAUACCCUGUCAUCAAAAAACCUACUGAAGAGUUGGUGGCUGAUGGUAAAGAGCUAAUUCAACCGACCCUUGACCGUGUCAAUGCUGUGCGCCAGUAUGGCACAGACACCAUCAACAAGGUGGGAGAUGUGAAACAGAUGGGAGUUGAUACAGUGUCUAAUGUGAAGGACUAUGGUCUGAUGCAAGUGUCCAAAGCAAUGGACACUUCUUACGGUUGCUUCGUGGCUGACAAGGUCAAUACCGCUUUGACCUUGUCUGAGGAAUACCUUGAAAAGUAUCUUCCAGAGGAUGACGACGAAAAAGAUGAGAAUGAUCCUGAUGAGGCAAAGGAAAUGGAUGAGUACCCCCCAAGUACUGUUGGACGUGCUAAAGAUUUGACAACUAAAUUGAGACGCAGGAUGUACAAACGAGCUCUGAAGGAUCUGAGGAAUGUUCAGGUUCGAAGCCAGGAAAAUCUAGCCAAGCUUAGCUUCACAGUCGACCUUAUUGAUUAUGCUAAAACUAAUAUGCAGUCUGCAAAAGGUGUAGCAGAGGAGAAGGUUGGUGAACUACAGACCAAGAUGACUACAUUGUGGACAGAGAUCAACAAAGAGGACUCCGAGUUAGAGGAGGGAGAACUUGUACCCAAUACAAUGGAGACCAAAUCCAUUAUCAUGGCUCGCCAUCUCACUAAACAACUCCGCUCCGGCCUUUCCACAUUCAAUACCUAUGUUCCUGAAUCCCUUCAACCUGCCGCUCUCCGUGAACGCCUCCAACAGACCUACAAGUACACUGAAGAGCUCUACUCAUACUUUCGAGAUGUUGCAAAAUAUGAAGAUAUGCCCAGUCUAGCACUAGCCCAGGCCAAGGACAAGCUGGGCUAUCUGCAGUCAACCCUUGGCUACCUGACUGAAACCUUUGUCACCGUCCCACUGACUUGGCUGGAUCCAGACAUGGCAGUUGAAGUAGACCUAGAGGACCUUGGUGUUGACCAACCAGAACCAGUUGAUGCCACAGACUGUAAUGGCCACAUUCCUGGGGUAGACAACGACCCAGCUGAUCAACAAUAACAAUGACACAGACACUAAUUUAUUUCACAUAAAAUGGAAUUUGUGCAAUUGACAUUUCAUGGAACUGUAAAAAUGAAACAUAAAGGCCAACAUCAAGAAAUUAUUGGCGUCUUUGUGAAUGCAAGCAAAUUGAAGGUAUCAGGUCCUGGCCAUGAACAUUUGGUAAUACUUUUAAAGUCAUCCGUCAGAUACACCAGGAAGUAUUAAAUCUUUUGGCCUCUUUUGUAUGAAAGACAAAUAAUCUGAUUAUACCACAUGAAUUAAUGAACACCACCUUGCACAUCAGCAUUCUUGAAAUACUUUGACUUACAAUGUACAAAAUCUGCCUAAAUUUGCUUCUCUACAACACCUUUAAUCUUUUGGGGUAGAAGAAAUUUUCAUAUAUAGACGUUGGUGACAAUUUAAAUGUGAAAUUAAUGGUUUAUAAAUGAUAACUUGUGACGUUUAGAACACUGGGAACUAAUUCUUGUAUUGAAUCUAUAUAAAAACAGAACAUUGAUAUCAAAAUGUAAAACCUUGUUCAUGGCAUCAUGGUAUUUUUAAGAUUUAUUUCUUUUACAUUUUUGUUGUAUAAUAUUGUUGAUGCAUAAAGUUGUUAGCCAUAUACCUUUUAAUCAAAGAACAUGAAAAAAACAAAAAAUCACUUUCAUCCAAAUGAAGGUGAGACUGUUUAUCUAACCAAUAUGUGUUUUGAGUUCCUCGUGACAUAUUUAAAUAUUUCAAUACAUAUUUUAUAAUCGUAUUCAUUGUACAAUAAAUCUGUCUGGUAUG
Ylistrum balloti is the source of this 2206-nucleotide messenger RNA. Its product is annotated as perilipin-2-like. The transcript has 10 exons. Gene Ontology annotation, cellular component: cytosol; lipid droplet. Lineage: Eukaryota; Metazoa; Mollusca; Bivalvia; Pectinida; Pectinidae. The record is from RefSeq and is a predicted model, not a curated record. Gene Ontology annotation, biological process: lipid storage; positive regulation of triglyceride storage. The coding region runs from base 104 to 1435 and encodes 443 amino acids.